Messenger RNA from Peniophora sp. CBMAI 1063, 2310 nucleotides. The record is from the annotation of a GenBank genome assembly. NCBI's taxonomy places the organism in Eukaryota, Fungi, Basidiomycota, Agaricomycetes, Russulales, Peniophoraceae.
AUGUCGUCUAUCGGCGCUGUGUAUGAUGCUGUUAGUGGACCUCUGGGCGAUGUCGCGGAAGACGAUCCGCAGGCGAUCGCUGAGAGCAAGCCGGUCUCCGCGACCGAGCAUGUAUCUCAUUCUCAGCGAAACUUGCUGGCGUACCCAAGACUCUCGAUUGACCAGGAGGCUCAUGUACUCUGGGCGAGGUACUUGAAGACUGUGAACCCAGUCGCCUCGGGAAACCGGAGGAAUCCGACUACGCGCGCGCAAGGCGUUGCAUUCACUAAGACCGAGGGCGCUGCUGGCGGACGGGACGCUUCUGGCAAGGGUAACGUUAAGGCGGAGAACGAACACGUGUCUCAGCCUCGACGGACCAUGCUCUAUGCACAGGGCGCACCCGAGAAUGAGGCGCAUGAACUCUGGGCAAUGUACUUGACUGCCUUGGGCGCCUCCGGGAAGAGGGACGAAACUGACAGUGGGAAGCAGUCGAGUGCCAAGACGACCAAUCCUGCUCAUGUCGCUAGCGGUCCUGCUGCAGCUGCAGAUGACGCGGAGAACACCAAAAAGGCCAACGAAAAGGACAAGGCUGGGGCGGACACGACGUAUUAUCCAUCUUCACCUGAGGAAAAGGAUGGCGAUAGCUUCUGGAAAUCAUAUCUAGACGCCGCAGCGAUUGAGGACGAAGCACAAGUAAGCAACUGGAAACAGGCGUCCAUGAAUACUCUCACAUUUGCUGGGGUGUUCCAGACCUUCGUCGUCUCCCGCUACUUCAUCACAAGCGCGCGCUCGCUGGCAUCUGCCGACUCUAUGGCUAACGCGCUCGCCGCUGGAAUGCAACAUACCAAUGCUCUUCUUGCACAGUUGGCGACUGUUCGAUUUGAUGAUGUCUCCAACCCUACAGCGAACGUCACCAAGUCUACCGUGGAAGAUAUCAUCACUGCCAUCCCACUGCCAGAGAUACCUGCAUCUUCGCGGGCAGAGGUCGCCUCCGUAGGACUAUUCGCAGCAAGCUUUCUUCUCAUGCUCUUCAGUUCGACCGGCGCGACCAUGAUGGUUGUCUGGGCCGCGGACUUCGAGUGGGCUGUGGCGCCACCUAUUGAAGAGAUCGAGACGCUCAAGUCCCAUUCGAUCAAACAUAUCGACAAGCAUCUGGGUGCUCAGAGAUACGGACUGUAUAGAUUCCCAGUCAUCAUCAAAGUCAUCUUCCACGCAUCCCUCGUGCUCUUCCUGGCCGGGAUAGCCAUCUCUGCAGUACCAGAUAGCCACAUCCAUACUGUGAUUGCUACAACAGCUGCUGAAGUCUUUGGCCUGUUAUACAUCAUGGCUGGUGUUACGAAGUUACAGCUAUCCACGGCCCAGAAGGUACACCGCAAUGUUCUGCAGACUGCGUCCACGCGAAGCGAUACCUUCCCUCCCAACGAUGACGCGGGCUCGAUGCCACAACGAAACCCGUUCCUAGCUCAUGAUGGUUCUUCAUUCAAUACACCGGGCCUGGGUCCCGGCUGGUAUACAGAGAUGAAGGAGAGGGACCAUACAAGAACGCACGCUAAGGCUACAGAAAGCAUACCGCGGUCAUUGCGAGACGAGCUCGAAUCCUUAUGUGACCGCAUCACGGCUGAGUCCCGGAGGCAUCUUGAUGUAGACCCCCCUCCCGUCGGGCAUCGCUUCAUACCCGGUACCCUAGGAUGGACGCUCCCGAGAAGGAGCAUCGUGGAGCAGGAUUCUCUGCUUCCUGGAUCGCUCAAACUCUUGAUGAAAUUCAUGACGAAACAGCAGAAGGACAUCUUGGAGGUUAUGAUACGUGAAACCUUGCGCGAAGGGAGUGGAUCUGGGUUUGCUCCUCUCCCAAAGAUACCCCCACCCCAUGCUACGUCAGUUCCCAAGCCCACGGGAGCGUCCAAGCCGCAGGCAGGCGGAACGUCAGCGGCAGCCGAAGACUAUCCGACUAACGAGGGGAUCAGCGAGACACAUUGGUGGCGUGAAGUCAUGGCGACGUUAGCGUUAGCAGAGAAGAGCGAGGACCUUGAGAAAGGGUCGACGGAAGACUUCAUCGACGAGAAUGGUUCCCUGCCAUUGCAUAACGUUGCAAGCGCGACCUUUUCCUCUGCGGGAGACCCCGGCCCUUCGACAAUCGCAUCGAGGCUCCAGUCCUCGAAGAUGUCACAACCCGAGGGAGACUGGGAGCAGGAAGGAGACGACGGGAGAGACAACAGGUCGGAAUCCGGAGAGUCUACCAGCGUGAAGGGGAAAGGUAAAGGGAAGGCGAUAGCUCGAGAACCUCGUCGCAGAAGAACAUAUGCCUUGGAGGAGGGGUAUGGUUUGCAGUGA